Messenger RNA from Polyodon spathula (Mississippi paddlefish), 2148 nucleotides. Its product is annotated as collectin-11-like. Bases 134 to 967 code for a protein of 277 amino acids. The transcript is spliced from 7 exons. The record is from RefSeq and is a predicted model, not a curated record. Lineage: Eukaryota; Metazoa; Chordata; Actinopteri; Acipenseriformes; Polyodontidae.
CCUGGAAACAAAAAGCUGUCAGGCUUCUGUGAAAAGCACCAUGAGAUUCAUUCGUUCUGUGUGCUUCAGAGUGCUCAUUAUCCUCAGAUCUCGGAUCUUUCUUUAAGGAGUCACUGAACUGCAAGCCCUCAUUAUGAGAGGAGAUCUGGUUUUACUUGUGACCCUCAUCAGCCUCUUCUGUCUGUCUCUGCUGGGAUCUGUGCAUUCUCAGCACAUAGCAGAGGAGCCCUGCUCUGUACAGAUCCUAGUGCCAGGACUUAAAGGGGAUGCUGGAGAGAAAGGAGAGAAAGGAGCCCCGGGGCGACCCGGCAGAGCAGGACCCCCUGGUGAAAUCGGUAAUACAGGGUUAAAGGGCCAAAAAGGUCUGAUUGGACGUCAUGGGAAAAUAGGCCCCAUUGGCGCAAAAGGUGAAAAGGGAGACAUAGGUGAUGCUGGGCCCCGUGGAUCAAAUGGAGAUCCAGGGAUACCUUGCGAAUGUGCGCCUUUAAGGAAGAUGAUCGGUGAAAUGGAUAACCUAGUGGCACAUUUAACAAAUGAAUUAAAAUUCAUAAAAAAUGCACUGCCCUCCCCCGCAGCUGUCGCUGGUGUGAGAGAGUCGGACAGUAAGAUCUACAUGCUGGUCAAGGAAGAGAAACGCUACGAGGAUGCCGAAGCCUACUGCCAAGGGAGAGGAGGACAUCUGAGCAUGCCUAAGGACGAGACAGCCAACGGGAUUGUAGCCUCUUACAUCAGCCAAGCAGGACUCAACAGGGUGUUUAUUGGUAUCAACGAUCUGGAGAAAGAGGGGCACUUUGCUUAUGUGGAUAGAUCUGCCAUGACCACCUUUAACAAGUGGCGCACUGGGGAACCUAAUAAUGCCUAUGAUGAAGAGGACUGUGCAGAAAUGGUGGCCUCUGGUGGCUGGAAUGAUGUAGCUUGUCACAUUACAAUGUAUUUUGUCUGUGAAUUUGAUAAAGACACUGUGUAACCAACAGCAAGAAAACAGUCUUGUUGACUGAAUGGAAAUUGACAUUUAAAGGUGUGAUUAUAACAAUUCCAGAGCUGUACAUCUGGACAUGAGCAUAGCAGUCAGAGUACAUGGGGGCAAAAAGUAGAGUAAAAUGUAUUCUUAUUGGAGCAUUAUACAAUUGUGAAUCGUUUUAAAGAACAUGCAUUAAUGUAAUAAUAAGCAGAUAUAUAACUAUUUUGGAUAAAGUAACAUAACUGGCUUUUAUUGUUAAACCAAUGAAUCUGAUUCUCGUUGAUAUUUUAAAGCGAGUUAGUAGCAGCUGCCUGACGCGUUCAUAUCUAAUUAUCUUGGCAGCUACAUUGGAAUAAACCACACCAUACUGUACCAUACCAUUCAAGAUUUUGGUGGCCUCAGUAUGGCCACCGACACUGCUAAUUGUGCCUGAAAAUACUAAGUAUAUCAUAUGAAAAAUAAAGAAAAUAUAGAAAUGCUAUUGUAAUUGGUUUACAUUUAUUUUUGUAAUAAAGCCACAUAGAAAAGAGACCCAAUCAUAUAAAAAUUGAUAUAAAUUAAGCUAAAGUACAUUAUUGACAUAUUUAAGGCAAAUUGCUGGAAAACCUACUUUGAUUUUUCUGUUCCAAUCACAUGAUGCACAAUUCCCAGCUAAAUAUAAAAUAUUAUGAUUUGCAAUGCUUUUACAUUGUGCAAGUGCAUAACAUAAUACACCCUUGUUAAAUGCUAGUGAAGGGACGCACCUAUCCGGUGGGGGUGAAGGGAAGGGAUUCGAGUGCUGCAUGGGAUAUCACUGAUUAAAAGGAACACCAAGUACUGCCAAAAGAGCGAGAGCAGACUGAAACAAAGAGCAGAACAAAUGAUUCCUACAAUAACAGAUUAAUACACGAAUAAACUGGUUUAGAAAGGAACAUAACAACCAUAAGAGGGGGAGAGGUGGGCUCUUCAUACAGUGGUAGUAUUGGUAGAAUAAAGGGGUAUAGUAGGAAGAGAGGGAUGAAACAUAUAUGAAUUGUUUGAUGCAUGCUUAAUACCCAAUGGAACAUAAAAUAAUAUUGUUGUCUAUAUAACGCUAAUGCUGUAUUAUAUUCGGCAGAAUACUUGGAGCACUGACUCAGUGCUCUAUUGUACUCUGGAGUGCUCUGUUGUUAAUGCUUGCUGAAGCACUUUGAAUAAACUUCGAUUUG